CUUCUUCUUCUUCCGCUUCUGCUUCGGGCGGCUUCUGAACUUCACGGCUUCAAGAUGGUUGUUAGCGUGAAUGCGGCGGAGAAGACAAAAUCUGAAGCAUUCAAUUUGGUGAAGAACUCUGUAGUGUUCUCCUCGGCAUUUUCUCAAACACCAUUUGCGCCGCCCUUUUUGAGGCCGUCGAAACGCAAUUCCGUGCCGGUUGUUCCUCAGACUAUCAUUCGCGACCUUCAUAACUCGAUUGUUUCCGCCGCGGAUGAGUUCGUGAAAGGUCUUAACUCUUUCGCUUCUCAGAAUCCAGUUUUCAGAAAAGUCCUCCGUUUAUCCUCUGAGUUUCAAAGUUUCUGCAACGAGAUUGUUACUUGCAGGAACGAAUACAGGAAAAAGGUGAAUUUCUCGUUUUCGGAACACAAUUUUGCAGCGGUUUUACCCGGAGAUUCAGCGGCCGGAUUGGUGGUGGCGAACGGAAUCCUGAAUUUCUUAAACAUAUACAAUACGCUGUUGAUUGUCAGGCUGAUUUUGACCUGGUUCCCUAACUCUCCACCCGUCAUCGUCAACCCCCUCAGCACUUUGUGUGACCCUUAUCUGAACUUAUUCCGCGGAAUCAUUCCACCGCUAGCAGGGACAUUGGACCUCUCUCCGAUACUGGCGUUCCUGGUUCUUGAUGCAUUCACGAACACUGCUGCUGCCCUUCCCGCUGAGCUUCCGUUGCCGGGACAAUCGCCGACUACUUCGCAGGAGAAGUGGAUGAGAAGACUCCUUGGAAGCCGAUCGACGAGCUCCAAAUCCAAUGAUGCCGAUUAGAUCACCACUUCUUGUACAUUUCCGGCCAUUUGAUUUAGCGCAUUAAUCCACCCAACGUUUUGUUUUGUUAAGCCAAAAAAAGUAUAGUAAUUGUG
This is a messenger RNA of Rubroshorea leprosula, 896 nucleotides long. NCBI's taxonomy places the organism in Eukaryota, Viridiplantae, Streptophyta, Magnoliopsida, Malvales, Dipterocarpaceae. The record is from the annotation of a GenBank genome assembly.